AUGAGAAAUCACACAGCAAUAACAACAUUCAUCUUGUUGGGACUUACAGAGGACCCACAGCUGCAAGUCCUAAUUUUUAUAUUCUUAUUUCUCACCUAUGUGCUGAGCAUUACCGGAAAUCUGACCAUUAUCAUUCUUACACUCACGGAUUCUCAUCUCAAAACACCUAUGUAUUUUUUUCUUCAAAACUUCUCCAUCUUAGAAAUCACCUUCACAACGGUCUGUAUUCCCAGAUUUCUGUACAGUUUAUCAACUGGGGACAAUAGCAUUACUUAUAAUGCCUGUGCCAGUCAAAUAUUUUUCAUUGGACUUUUUGGGGCCACAGAAUUUUUUCUCCUGGCAGCCAUGUCCUAUGACUGCUAUGUGGCCAUCUGCAAACCCCUGCAUUACACCACCAUCAUGAACAAUGAAGUCUGUACCAUCCUCAACCUCUGCUGCUGGAUCUCUGGGUUGAUGAUCAUCAUCACACCACUUGGUAUGGGCCUCCAUUUGGAGUUCUGCGACUCCAGUACCAUUGAUCAUUUUGGCUGUGAUGCAGCUCCCCUUUUUAAGAUUUCAUAUUCAGAUACAUGGUUCAUAGAGCAGAUGGUUAUAAUCUGUGCAGUACUGACAUUCAUUAUUACACUGGUAGGUGUCAUUCUUUCAUACAUAUAUAUCAUCAGGACAAUUCUAAGAUUCCCUUCUGCUUCACAAAGGAAAAAAGCUUUUUCCACCUGUUCUUCUCACAUGAUUGUGGUUUCCAUCACCUAUGGCAGCUGUAUUUUCAUCUACAUCAAGCCUUCAGCCAAAGAAGAGGUGGACAUUAACAAAGGGGUAUCUGUGCUCACUACAUCUGUUGCCCCUUUGUUGAACCCCUUCAUUUACACCUUGAGGAACAAUCAAGUGAAACAAGCUUUCAAUGACACAAUCAAAAAAAUUGCAUAUGUAAAUAUGCAGAAAGAAACAUUUGAAAUAUGGGAAGACAUAUUUCAUCUUUGUUUUGAGGUAUUAAUAAGAGAAAGUUUAAAAUAA
Messenger RNA from Diceros bicornis minor, 1011 nucleotides. Its product is annotated as olfactory receptor 6C2-like. Gene Ontology annotation, molecular function: olfactory receptor activity; G protein-coupled receptor activity. The coding region runs from base 1 to 1011 and encodes 336 amino acids. The record is from RefSeq and is a predicted model, not a curated record. The transcript is spliced from 2 exons. Gene Ontology annotation, biological process: G protein-coupled receptor signaling pathway. Gene Ontology annotation, cellular component: membrane. Lineage: Eukaryota; Metazoa; Chordata; Mammalia; Perissodactyla; Rhinocerotidae.